UUACAGUUUGAAAAACCGCAAGCGAUAAUCUCUAAGCAAAACGAUGAAUGUUAUGCGUAAGCUGCGCGGCGCAGCCAGCGCUGGCAGCGGCAGCAACGCAAGCAACAACAGCGGCAGCAGCAGCAGCUCUGCCAGCCCCAGCAGUGCCAGUGGACGUGGCACCACCGAGGACGCUCUGCUCGAUGCACGCAUACAAAUGAGCCUGUCGACGCUUAAGAAACUCUUCAACGAAUACACACAUCCCAAGGAGCCGCUAAGCGAACUCGAACGCGAUGGCAAACUCUACGAAAUGUUGCCGCUAUUCUGCAAAGUGUUUAGCAGCUGCUCCGCUAAUGAAAUGAGUGAAAAGUUCUGGGACGUGGUGGCAUUUUGUCAGCAAGUCUCGCGUCUCAUGGUCAGCGAGAUACGCAAACGCGCUUCGAAUCAAAGCACAGAGGCAGCCUCCAUAGCAAUUGUUAAAUUUCUAGAGGUGGAGACGACAGAGGAGAUGAGCAGUGGCUGGAUGCUGCUGGCUACAUUGAAUCUCUUGGCCAAUGGCGAUGUGUCGCUCAUACAGGUCAUGACAGCAGCCGCUGUGCCCUCGACGCUGGUCAAAUGCUUGUAUUUAUUCUUUGAUCUGCCGCCCGUGGAGGACGAUGAGCCGCCAGCUGAGGGCGCUAAUGUGAGCGAUUUUAAUGCACACGAGCGACGCACACUGCUGCAAAAAGUAUUCGUACAGCUGCUGGUUAAGCUCUGCUCGUAUCCAUAUCCAGCUGAGGAGCUGGCACGCAUGGAUGACCUAACGCUGCUGUUCUCGGCUAUAACAUCGCCUUGCCCAAUGCAGAAUAUUGUGUGGCGCAAGAAUGCGGCAGAAAUAUUAACAACAAUAUCGAGGCAUGGACUGACCGAUGCAGUUGUUAGCUAUAUACAUUCCAAAGGUUGCAUGGCGCUGUGCGUGGAUAAUAUGCAACGUUUGACGUUUGGCAAUCCGUUGGAGAUUGUGGAAAUGUUUGUGACAGUCUUUUGCUUUCUCAAGGACUCUAGUCAAGUAUCGCAGAUACUGCUCGAUGAUUUUCGCGCUUCACAGGGUUAUGUCUUUCUGAGUGACUUUCUGCUAAAAUUUGAUAAUGCGCGCAGUCAGACGCUGGAAAUCCAAGCAGCUAUACGCAAUCUUGUGCUAAUGAUCUCAUCGUUGUGCAUGUGCGGCUUCUAUGAGCUGCGUCCACCAGCAGCGCAGUUCAAUACGGUCUUCAAGCUGCAGAACUUUCAACUGCCACAGGCCAGUUCACGUGAAACUUGUGUGCGCAAUGUUUACGCUUUCCAAGUGCUGCAAACAGUCUUCUUGAAGUCCACAACGCCUGCGCUUUGCUGCACCAUACUGGACGCCAUCUCACGCGUUUAUCAUUCAGAGAAUGCCAAUUACUUUAUACUCGAGUCGGAGCAGACGCUCAGCAGCUUUGCCGAGCGCAUACAUCUGAAGAGCGCGCAGAUACAGGAAAAGUUCUUUGAGCUGCUGGAGUUUAUUGUAUUCCAGCUUAACUUUGUGCCCUGCAAGGAGCUGAUCAGCCUGUCGCUGCUGCUGAAGCACAAUCAUUCGAGCAGCUGCAGCAUACUCUGCCUAAAGACGCUGCUCAACAUUUUAAGGCACAACAAUGUCUUCAAGGAUGUUUAUCGUGAGGUGGGCAUACUGGAGAUCUUUGUUAGCUGCUUGAAGCGCUAUGCGGAGCACGUGCGUCUGAUAACAAACGAUGAUGAAGCGCUGGUUGUAAGCCCAGGCGAGCAGGAUUUGCUGGACUCGCUGGGCAAGCAUGUGCUGGAGGUGUUGACCAUUCUACUUGGUGGCGGCGCCAGCACCAAUGCGCAAAUGUUUCGCGAAUACAGCGGCGCCAAGUGCACCCACGAGUUGGUCAAGUUUAAGCAUUGUCGCCCACAGGCGCUGGGCAUAAUACGCGAGCUAAUACUUUCUGCUGGUGGCGAUGAUGACAUGUUGUAUAUACUCUCGCUGAUGCACAGCAUCAGUCCGCUGCAGGUGGAGUUCAAAAUACAGAUACUGAAUAUGCUGCUGGGCUGUCUCAAGGAUUCGCAUCGCACGCGCACAGUUUUUCGCAAAGUGGGCGGCUUUGUUUAUUUGACCAGCGUCUUUGUUUCGCUGGAUGGCAGCAUGGCGCAAUCCUCGCCAGACAUUGCUCAAGCGGAUCUUAUUUUGCUGCUGCAAAUAGUUUGCCAGACCUUGGCCACAGCCAUGCGCUUUGAGCCUGCCAAUGCCAAGUUCUUUCAUCAGGAGAUUUGCAAUAGCUCGUUGUGCGAUACGCUGCGUCUGCUUGGCUGCUUUGGCGGCAUGGCUACGCUCCAGGACUACACGGGCGAGUAUGAGCCGCAGCAGUCGCUGCUGCGCUAUUACCAUGAAGUAUUCAGUGGCGAUAUACUCAGUGUCAGCUUCUCAUCGGAUGUGCCCAGCUCGCUUAGCUACAUCUGCGUGCUGUUUCGCUUGCUUUAUAGCAUAGCGCUGGACAACUUUGAGCCGCCCAAUCUUGCUGGCGUCAUUACGCUCUUCACCGAGCAGCCGCCGCUGCAUUCGCGCUCGCCCAGCAAGGAGCUGGCGGCACCUGUGCAUCCCAGCCAGCUGAACCUAACGCAGCCCACGCCAGAGCCACGCAUAGUGCAUCCUGGUGUGGUACUCUGCAUGCUGCAGCUGCUGCCAGGUGUGCAGCAUGAUCUCGCUCCAUUGCAGGCUAUACAGCUGCAGGUUUAUCUAUCGGAGAUUAUCAAGUCGCUGGUGCGCAGCGAGCGCAAUCAGCAGAUUAUGUGCGAUCAUGGGCUGGCCGAGCAGCUGCUGCGUCUAACGCGUCGUGCCCUGGCGGAGGAACUGCAUCCGCUGCAUGUGCCCAUGCAGUAUAUACUGGAACGCUUGGCCGCGCAAGCGCUGCAGCCCACCGAACUGCGUCAGUUUCUGCGUCUGGGCGAGCCGCUCAGCUGCGCCGACAUCGAUCUGCAGCUGCCUUACCGCCAAGGCGGAGCUGUGCCGCUCACCCGCAUCAAGACGCUCGUCUCCAUGACUACGCCGCGUGACUUUCGCGCUCAUGGCUCCAGCACGCUGCCUCCUUUCGUCGAACUGGACAUGUCCGCUGAGGGCUUUGGCUGCCUCUAUCUGCCCUCGCUAGCGCCUCAAGCAACAGCCACAGCUGGUGGCACCAUCGAUGCCAAUACCAUUGGCGGCAUUGGUGCCGGCGAUCGCAUCUUUCCACCGCAGACGGGACUCAGCUACUCCACUUGGUUUUGCGUGGAGAAAUUCUCGGAUCCCAAGACAGAUCCGCACUGCGUCAGGUUGCUCACCUUGGUGCGCACCGUGCACAAUCCGCGUGAAGAGAAUCUCGCCUGCUUAUCCAUACUGCUCUCAGCCAGGGAUAAAGCGAUUGUGGUGUCCACCCAAGAGACUCUUGUCACACCCAGAAAAAGCAUUGGCGACUGGGAGCCGGAGGGCAGCGACGAUGGCAUUGCUCGCAUCUGGUGUCCAGAUCUGCUACACGAGGGUCAGUGGCACAAUCUCGUUGUCGUGCUCAAUCGCGCCGUGCUGAAGAACUCCAGCUUGUCGCUCUAUCUGGACGGCGUGCCCAUGCACACCCAGAAGCUUCACUAUAUAGCUCAGCAUCCGGGCGCCAGCAGCACCAAUCCCACAACGGCUACCCAAAUCUUUGGCUAUGUGGGCACACCGCCCAUCUGGCGUCGCUACUCGCGUUUGUGCUGGAAGCAAGGCGUCUGCCAUCUGCUCGAGGAUGUGCUCGCCCAGCAAACAGUGCAGACCAUCUAUCAACUGGGACCACACUACAUGGGCUCGUUGCAGGCACCACAGCUGGGCAAACAGGCGGAGCCACUAGCGCCACUGGUGCCAGAGGAUCGCGUGCUGCUCGGACUCAACGCCAAGGCGGUGUCCAAGCUGACGCUCGUCAAGAUUCGCAAGGUCUACAGUCGCGCCGACAACAAAAGCAUUGCCAAGCAGCUCAACAUGAACUCCCAUGAGAAUGCCACGCCCAUUAAAAUUCUACACAACUCGGCUGGUCAUUUGGCUGGCGCUGGACGCUCCCUGGGCGGCGUUGUGGUUGGCUAUCUGGGCGUGCGCGUCUUCAGUCCGCAUCCGGUGUCCGCAAUGAUUGACACCGUUGGCGGCUGCAAUGUGCUGCUCGGAAUCAUAGCCAUGGCACAGGAUGUGGAAUCACUGUACGCUGGAGUCAAAGCGCUGACCUGCGUGGUGAGAAGCAAUCGUGCGGCUCAAGCUGAAAUGGAUCGCAAGCGUUGCUACCAGACGCUGGGCAUGUUCUUCAAGAAGAAGAAGCAUCUGCUUAACUCGCAUAUACUGCAUCUGACUUUUGGGCUGGUGGGCACUGUGAACAGCGGACAUGAUAUGGCUGCCAUACCGAAUGUGACGGCUUUCCAGGAUCUGCUGUGUGAUCUGGAGAUUUGGCAUAAUGCGCCGAAUGGUUUGCUGCGCUCGCUGCUGGAGCAUCUGCUGGAGCUGGUGGUGGAGUCGAAUGAGAAGAAGCAGAACAUAAAGAUAAUGCGGGAUCUGCAGCUGCUGGUGAAGCUGCUGCACAUCAUCACAAGCAUAACGGAUCACUCGACGCGUGAGAUACUCUUCAAUCUGCUGGAGACGCUGCUGGGCGGACAACCCAGGCAUACGGAUCUGCUGUUGUUCGGCCAGUACGUGGCGGCCAAGCUGCCGCGCAUGCAGGACGGACAGCUGGAGCGGCAGGUGCUGCUGCCGAGCAUGAAGCCACCGGUGAACGAGGAGCACGAGGGCAUAGCGCAGAAUAUUUAUCUACGCAAUCGUUGCCUAUCACUGCUGCAUGGACUGCUGUUCACGCCCAGGAAUACGGUCAACUAUGUCAUCUGCGAUGACAUCAGCAAGACUCUGGGCAUGGAUUGGCUGCUGCUCUUUAUGCAGCCGCAUGUGCACUUCACCACGGUGAUUAUCUCGGUGCGCAUUCUCGUUGUCGUCUGCGCCAAUGAAAGCUUCCUGGUGCGCUUCCGCGACGCCACCCACAAUGGCGGCUAUCUGAGAUUCACCGAAAUGGUUUCCCAGCGUAAAAUGCUGGGCUUGGGCGCUCAGCAGCUGAACCAGCGGCCCAACAACGGCACGGGCACGGUUAUUGUUGCCACGCCCCAGAACACAAUACAGCAUCUGCCCACGCAGAUUGCGGGUGAAGUGCGUCCAGCGGCGCUUAAUAUACCAGGUUUCCAGCUGCUCGAAUGGCUGCUCUCGCAUCAUCUGGACGUGCCUGAGCUUUACUUUCUGCUCACCGCCUUGAUAAUGGGUCAACCAGUUAAGGUGCUGGCCACGGAGCACACAAAGUUCGAUUUGGAUCGCGUGUGGUCUUUUCUUUGGGGCGCUCCCGUCUCCGCCAAUACGCAGCUGCCCAAGCUGAAUGUUUGCCCCGAGGGCGUCUGUGUGCUGCUCGCCAUGGUGCGCGGCAUAGUCCAGGGCGGCGACUGCGCUCCUUGGCUGCAAAGUCAUCCGGAGACUAUUAUUCAACUGCUCUUCAGCCUGUACCAGAAUCUCAAUGACUUUACGCCGGUUAUGAUGACGGGCGAUGUGGUUACCUCGCUGGUAGCAGUGCUGUUCCCACUUGGCGCCAGUGCGUCGCGCUCCAACGAAUCUGAGCCCAACAGCGGCGCCUCCACGCCCACCGAUGCCAGCAGCUAUGCGCUGCCCACGCCCGAGACGCUGCAGUCGGCGCUGGCCAAUCAACCGAAGCUUACAACGCAUCCAGUGCGCAAGUGCAUCAUUGACUUUCUGCGCGUCAUUGUGGUGGAUUCGCUUGGACUGAAUAUGCAUGGCAAGAGCACGCCCGUCAUCGAUCUGGUGCUGGACGCUGCACCGGAGCGCGCAGCGCUGCCACUGCAAGUGGAGUACCAGACGCAGAUCAUCAUCGCAUUGAUGGAUCAUCUGCUGGCAGCGGAUGUGCUGGUGGGCGAGCAGGCAGCGCUGCCGCUGGUGCCGCUGCUCCAGAGCCACACGCAGCACAUUGCGCCCAAUGUUUUUUAUCUAACCGCCAGGAUUGUGGACAAACUGUGGCAAGGCUGCUUGACACGCAAUCCGCAUGACAUCUUCGACUUUGUCAUCAAGCUCAUAGGACAGGCUAAGCGGCGUUCGGCGUCGCUAUCGCUGGAGCAACUGCAUCAUUCGCUGAAUCGCAGUAUUUUGUUUUUGCUAUCGCGACCCACCGACGACUCCAUAGCGGAGCAGAUGAGCGUGCUGGAGGCGCUGCACAAGAUCAUACAGCAUCGCUUGCUCAUCUUUGGCGCGGGCAAUCAUGAGCUGGAGUUUAUAGGCUGCUUGACCUACUGCCUGCUGCAGUUGACGGCGGAUAUGCGUAUAAUUCUGGAGCCGGCAACGAGUCGCAACACCACCUGGCAUGUUAAUCCGCAAACGGAGACAACUGAGCCCAAGGAUGAGGAUCUCAAUCAGCUGCAGGGACGCAAUUUGAUUGUGGGCGCCGCUUUCCGCGUCUGGGAGGAGCUCUAUGUCUGCAAGAAGCCCGCCAUAGAGGAAGUGUUCAAGGUGUCGCUAACGGCGCCGCCCGCUAAUUCGAAGGCGCCGGAUCUGCACACCACACGCGAGCAGGUCAUGGAGCUGGCCUCCAAGCUGUGGUUCAACUACGUGGAGGCGGAGCGCAAGGCGAGCUAUCGCGUGCCCUGGGAGCUGCACAAUCAGAUACAAUCGAAGAUACAGAAAGUCACAGGUGGACUCACGCGCCUGGCCAGUCGCUCCAAAGUGAAGAAGGAUGAGCUGGUGCGCACCAGAUCGAACAUGAGCAGAGAGGUCGCCUAUGAGAGCACCGGAGUGCAUGUGCAGCUGAUCAAGGAUCUGCUGGAGCUGCGCGUCAAGCAAUAUCAGCAAAUGCUGCAGCACACACAACGCUAUGUCUACCAGGAUUGGGUGCAGUCCGAAACGGAGCUGACGCGCGAGCGCGGCCUUUGGGGUCCCACGGGCUGCUGCACGCUGGACAAGUGGAUACUGGACACCACAGAGGGACCGCAUCGCAUGCGCAAGAAGACAAUGCGCAAUGAGCUCUUCUAUUUGCAUUAUCCGUAUCGCCCAGAGCUGGAGCUGGCUGACAAUCGCCAGCUGAAGUAUAAGGUAGCCUCCAGUUUGGACAGCAAGCUGCACUUUCAGCAUGGACAGCAGCAGCCGCGCAUACUCGCUGAGGCGGAGCAUGGCAUGCAGGCGCAAUCCUCGCUGGAGACGCCGCUGCCGCAACGGCUGGAGGCAAGCAGCAGCUUCAACUCGGCCACGCCGCCGCCAGUGUCGCCCAAGCUGCUGGCGCAGCCGCAAGAGUCGCUGGACAAUGCUGCACAGGAGGACGACGAGGAGCAGGAGCAGGACACCAGCAUGACCAGCGAGAAUGAAACGUUUCUGCGGCUGCUUGAGGAGCAGGAAAAGAUUAGCUUUAUGUUUAGAUGCGCGCGUGUGCAAGGACUCGAUACCUUUGAGGGCUUGCUGCUGUUCGGCAAGGAGCAUUGCUACAUUGUGGACGGAUUCACGCUGCUGAAGAAUCGCGAGAUACGCGACAUAGACACGUUGCCUGCGGGCGCCUAUGAGCCCAUCAUACCCAACUCGGGUGGCGUUAGCGUUAGCGCCAGUGCGCGCGCUGUUAGCCACAAGUUGAGGCAGUGCAGCAAGUUUGCCUACGAGGAGAUACGCGAGGUGCACAAGCGUCGCUAUUUGCUGCAGCCCAUUGCGCUCGAAGUCUUCUCCGAAGAUGGGCGCAACUAUUUGCUGAGCUUUCCGCGCAAGGUGCGCAACAAGGUGAACCAGCGCUUCCUCGCGCUGGCCACUGCUCUCAAUGACAAUGCCCAGCAGUCUGUAGCCGGACAGAAGCGCACGGCAAGCGUGGAGCAAACCUCGGGACUGUUUAGCGGACUCAUUGGUGAAACUUCGGUCACCCAGCGCUGGGUGCGCGGCGAGAUCUCCAACUUUCAGUAUCUGAUGCAUUUGAAUACGCUGGCGGGCAGAAGCUACAACGAUCUCAUGCAGUAUCCAGUGUUCCCCUGGAUACUCGCCGACUACGACUCCGAGGAGCUGGACUUUACCAAUCCGAUAACGUUUCGCGACUUUUCGCGUCCCAUGGGCGCACAGGCGGAUGAGCGCCUGGAGCAGUUCCAAAAGCGCUUCAAGGAGUGGGAUGAUCCACAUGGCGAAACUCCACCCUAUCACUAUGGCACCCACUACAGCUCAGCCAUGAUAGUCUGCUCCUAUCUGGUGCGCCUGGAGCCAUUCUCACAACCAUUCCUCAAGCUUCAAGGCGGGCACUUUGACUUGGCCGAUCGCAUGUUCCACAGCAUUAAGGAGGCGUGGCUAUCCGCCUCCAAGCUCAACAUGGCGGAUGUUAAGGAGCUCAUCCCAGAGUUUUUCUAUCUGCCCGAGUUCUUGAGCAACUUCAACAACUUCGAUCUGGGCACCAAGCAGAACGGCGAGACGCUCAACCAUGUCAUACUCCCACCCUGGGCCAAGCAAGAUCCACGCGAGUUUAUUCGCCUGCAUCGCAGUGCGCUGGAGUGUGAUCAUGUCAGCCAGCAUUUGCAUCUGUGGAUUGAUCUAAUCUUUGGCUGCAAGCAGCAAGGCCCAGCAGCUGUGGAUGCCGUCAAUGUGUUCCAUCAUCUCUUUUACGAGGGCAAUGUGGACAUUUACAACAUUGAUGAUCCUUUAAAGAAAAACGCAACCAUUGGCUUCAUCAACAACUUUGGCCAAAUACCCAAGCAGCUGUUCCGCAAGGCGCAUCCCGCCAAGAAAAUGGCCAACUCACGCCAUUCCGCGCUAAUGGAUCCCUCGGCGCUUAUACAAGGCAACAGCACAGUGCUGCAAACGGAUCGACUCUUCUUCCAUAAUCUGGACAAUCUGAAGCCGAGUCUGCAGCCCAUUAAGGAGCUCAAAGGACCUGUGGGCCAGAUACUGCAGCCAGACAAAACGGUGUUUGCUGUGGAGCAGAACAAGGUCAUGAUGCCGCCUUCCUAUACUAAAUACAUAGCCUGGGGCUUUGCUGAUCAUUCGCUCAGGAUUGGACUCUAUGAUACGGAUCGCGCUUCAUUUGUUUCCGAGGCAGCGGCGCAUAACUCAGGCGAGAUUUUGACCUGCGCCUGUCCCAAUGCCAAGAUGAUUGUCACAGCCGGCACCAGCUCAGUGGUUACUAUAUGGAAAUUCGAUGCCAAUCGCAAAAGUUUGAGCGUGCGUCACUCGCUGCAUGGACACACAGAUGCGGUGACCUGUCUGGCCGCCAGUGCUGCCUACAACGUUAUUGUCUCCGGGUCUAGAGAUGGCACUGCCAUUGUGUGGGACAUGUCGCGUUUCACUUUCGUGCGUCAGCUGCGUGGCCAUGCGGGCGUUGUGGCCGCUGUGGCUAUCAAUGAGUUGACUGGUGAGAUUGCCACCUGCUCCGCCACUUGGCUGCAUGUGUGGUCCAUCAAUGGCGAUGCGCUGGCCAUGGUUAACACCUGCGUGGGCUCGGCGGAUCGCAUGCAGCAGAUACUUUGUGUAGCCUUUUCGCAAAUACGCGAGUGGGAUCAACAGAAUGUGGUCAUGACGGGCUCCACCGAUGGCGUAGUUAGAAUGUGGUCGCUGGAGUAUACACAAGUGCCCAUAGAUCGCAAGCUAAAGCGCGGCGUUGAAGUGAACUCGCAGGAUAAGCCAGAUAUAGUUGCAGAUGUGGACAAGGACAAGGCGGAUAAGCUGAGCCUGUUUAAGCAAAUGAAGAGCUUGUCCCAGCCGGAAGCAGAGCUCGAGAUUGUCAAGUCCGCUUCGGAGAGCAGCCUGUCGGAGGCCUCUCAGCAUAGCAACGACUCGGCAAAGUCCGCUGAGCCGGCAGCAGCGCCAGAGCGACGCAAGAGUUCCAUUUCAGGGGCCAAGAGCUUGCAUGAAAUGAAGUCAGCUACAGUUGAAGGCGCUGGCUGCAGCGCCGAGCAUAAGACAAAUGAAGAAGAGCACAGCAUACGGCCCAGCAAAUCGGAUACAAGCUUAACUGAUGGCUUUGUGCUGCUGGACAAUGAUCGACAUCGUGGUGAGCAGGCGCUGCGCAAGGGCUUCAAAUGGCAACGUCAAUUAAUGUUUAGAAGCAAGCUGACUAUGCAUACAGCCUAUGAUCGCAAGGACAAUGCAGAGCCUGCGAGCAUAACAGCAUUAACUGUAUCCAAGGAUCAUAAAAUACUUUAUGUAGGCGAUGCGCGUGGACGCAUUUUCAGCUGGAGCGUAACAGAGCAGCCUGGACGUGGUGUAGCCGAUCAUUGGCUUAAGGAUGAGGGCGCCGAUCAGUGCGUCAAAUGUCAUGUCAAAUUCACGCUCUACGAGCGCAAGCAUCAUUGUCGCAACUGUGGACAGGUGUUCUGCAACAAGUGCAGUCGCUUCGAGUCGGAGAUCUCACGUCUGCGCAUUUUGAAGCCGGUGCGGGUUUGCCAGUCCUGCUACAGUCAGCUGCGCAGCAAUUCGCUGGAUAAUUAAAUCUAUGUACCUAACGAUGAAUUGCGUUUACUUGAGUAACCCUAAAAGACGUUCAAUGCAUUCAGUUGACAACUAUUUAUUACUACUUAUUACUUAUUUAUUUAUACUACAAUAUUUGUUUAACCAAAUGGUGUUGCGCUUAGCACAACCAAAGGCUGUUAUAUGAUUUUAUACGCUACUUUAUGAUUCAGCUAAAACCAGUUGCAAUAUAAUUUUAUACUUACUUUUAAACUAUUUAUUGAAUGCUAUACAAUAACAAUAAUAAAUAUUGCUUAUACGCCACAAUCAAUGACAAUUUGUAGUCAUGUAAUUAUAUACAAAAAGUAAUUAAUCAAUUUGUGUGUUUAGCAAACAAAUAUUAACGCAUGUAUCUACGCAGCUUAGCAAUGUGUACAACGCACAAAACUAAACAUAUACAUAUAUAUAUAUUGAUAUAUCGAUCGAAACAGUCUAAAACAAUAAUCAAGCACCGCCAAUUAAAUCAAUUACAGCAAUUAUCUAGCCAAUAAAAAACAAACUUAAUUAGCACACAACACACAAACCUCACACAAACAAACAAAAACGAAAGUUAGAUACAGUGACUAAAUAUUAAAGCCCAAAUACUUCCAGCUGCUAACGAAUGAACUAAAAAGCAAUGCUAAAUCUUAAUCUAAUACUGAAAGCAAUACUUACUGUUUGCUUGAAACUGAAACUGUAGUAAAUAAAUUCUAAGUACUGCUGUCUCUUUGAAUGAUAUGUUAGUCCUUUGCAGCUUUGAAAAUUGUGUAAAUAAGAUGGACAAAUAACGAAGCAAAUAUUUUCAAUGUUUAGAUGCAUUAUAUAAACUAGCUAAAUAAAUUGG
Molecule: messenger RNA, 11306 nt
Organism: Drosophila busckii
Lineage: Eukaryota; Metazoa; Arthropoda; Insecta; Diptera; Drosophilidae
Gene: bchs
Product: WD repeat and FYVE domain-containing protein 3
Molecular function (GO): protein binding; metal ion binding
Source: RefSeq, a predicted model, not a curated record